Propithecus coquereli (Coquerel's sifaka) is the source of this 2866-nucleotide messenger RNA. RefSeq names its product toll-like receptor 13. The transcript has a single exon. The record is from RefSeq and is a predicted model, not a curated record. NCBI's taxonomy places the organism in Eukaryota, Metazoa, Chordata, Mammalia, Primates, Indriidae. Gene Ontology annotation, cellular component: membrane. Gene Ontology annotation, molecular function: transmembrane signaling receptor activity; protein binding. Bases 14 to 2866 code for a protein of 950 amino acids. Gene Ontology annotation, biological process: inflammatory response; immune response; toll-like receptor signaling pathway.
UGGGGCUGACAAGAUGGGCUCAGAGAAUUUCCAGCCUCCUCAACAGCUCUGGCUUAUUUUAAUUGGGCUUUCUCUGUUAUCUUUGGCAGAGACAUAUGGGUUCAGAAAGUGCACGCAGUAUGAAUUGGACAUUCACCAUGUGUUCUGCAUUCGGAAGAAGAUCACCAACUUGACAGAUGCCAUUAUUGACAUCCCUGGAUACACCACACACCUAAACUUGACACAGAACCAAAUUCAGGUCCUUCCUGCCCAUAGCUUCACUAGUUUGUAUGCUCUGGUAGACUUGCGACUGGAAUGGAAUUCUAUUUGGAAGAUUGAUGACGGAGCCUUUUGGGGACUUGAAAACCUGACCUUUUUGAAUUUAGUAGAAAAUAAGAUUCAAAGUGUAAACAACUCCUUUGAGGGCCUGUCUAACUUGGAGACCUUGCUCCUAAGCCACAAUCUAAUUACCUAUAUCCACAAAACUUCCUUUGUCCCUCUUGUCAAAUUGAAACAUUUAAGCCUAUCUCGAAACUUUAUUACCAAUUUUUCCAAUAUUCUUGAAGCAGUCCAGCAUCUUCCAUGCCUGGAAUACCUUGAUCUUACUAAUAACAGAAUCAUCUCCUUGAACCACAGUCCCAGGUCAUUGGUCUCCCUGACCCAUCUGAUCCUGCAGGGGAACAAUCUAACAGAAUUAAAUUUCUCUGCACUGUCACUGCCGAAUCUGACCACUCUGGAUGUCUCACGGAAUAGCCAUCAAGUCAUCCAUAAUGUGUAUCUGGAAACUCUGCCCCAACUUAGGAGUUUAAAUUUGAGUGGAACAUUGGUAAAACUGGAGAUGCUUCUAGCCAAACACCUGCAGAAUCUGAGGGAAAUGGACCUCAGUAACAGGGAGCUUAGAGGUGGUCACUUAAACUUGGGCACAAUGUGUCACCUCCUCAGAAACUUACCCACACUAGAGGUUUUGGUUUUUCGGAAAAAUCCCACUGAUGCAAGGGGCAUAAAGCACCUUGCCAACUGCACUAGGCUUUUGUCCCUUGACCUGAGCCAAAGCAGUGAUCUGGUUCACCUCAAUAACAGUGAGUUUGACACUAUGCCCAGCCUCCAAAGGCUGAAACUAAACAAGUGCCAACUUUCCUUUGUCAGCAACAGGACUUGGAGUUCCCUCCAAAACUUGACAGCCCUAGACCUGAGCAACAACAAGUUGAAAAGCUUUCCAGAUUUUGCAUUUUCACCAUUGAGGUGCCUACAAUCUCUCAUUCUCUCUAGAAAUCCCAUCACAGAACUCAAUAACAUGGCCUUCAAUGGGCUGUAUUCAUUGAAAGAGCUCAACUUGGCUGGGUGCUGGAUAGUGACAAUUGACAGACACUCCUUUGCUCAGUUUCCAAAUUUAGAACUCUUAGACCUUAGAGACAAUAAUAUUCGGACUCUGAAGUGUAGAACCUUUCAAUCUCUGAAGAAGCUCCAGGUUCUGAUUUUCUCCCAGAAUCGCCUGAAAGCUAUAGAGAAGAAUGCAUUUUCUGGCCUCACUACUCUAUAUAAUCUUGACCUGGCAUACAAUAGCUUGUUUGGUCUUCAUGCAGACAUUUUCUUGGGCCUUGAAAAUCUGGAAGUUUUGGAUCUCAGUGUUAACAGAAUUACAUAUGAAACCACUAGGACCUUGCUAUUUCCUCCAUUUAUUAACCUCAAAUCUUUGAAACAACUCAACUUAGAAGGACAAAUACAUGGGAUUCAGGUUGUUCCAACCAACUUCUUCCAAGGGCUGAAUAGCUUGCAGGUUCUACUCCUAGGAAAAAAUCCUGCAGUAUUCCUGGACCACCUCCAGUUUGACCCCCUGAUUAAUCUGACAAAAUUGGAUAUCUCAGGAACAAAAGCUGGAGACCGAAGUCUCAGUUUAAAUAAUUCCUUAUUUCAAAAACUCAAAAGGCUAAAAAUUUUACGCCUUGAAAAUAACAACUUGGAAUCACUGACUCCUGGCAUGUUCUCGGGCUUAGAAAGCCUUCAGAUCUUCUCUUUAAGAUUCAACAACCUAAAAUUCAUUAAUCAAAGUGAUCUGGAGAAUCUGAAGUCUUUGAAGUACUUUGAUCUCUAUGGGAACAAACUUGAGUGCAACUGUGACAAUGUAUGGUUCAAGAACUGGUCAACAAACACAGUAAAUGUCCAUAUCCCCUAUCUUCAGAGCUACCCCUGUCAGCAGCCAAAUACCCAGAGUUUGUUGAUAGAUUUUGAUGAUGCUAUGUGUAAUUUUGACCUGGGGAGGGUCUGCUUUUUCUGUUCCUUCAGUCUGGUCCUCACAACUAUGGUCUUCUCUUGGGUCACUGCCAAGAUGACUCCAUCUCUAUGGUAUGGGCUCUACAUACUUAGAGCCUGGUAUCUAGCCAAAUGGCACAGGACAGAGAAGGAGUUUACCUAUGAUGCCUUUGUCUCUUUCACUGCCACUGAUGAGCAAUGGGUGUAUGAACAGCUUGUUCCAGCCCUAGAAGAAGGUGGCCAUCCCACCUUUAAGCUCUGUCUUCACCACCGGGACUUUGAACCAGGUGUGGACAUCUUUGAGAACAUCCAGAAUGCCAUAAACACCAGCCGGAAAACUUUGUGUGUGGUCAGUAACCACUAUCUGCACAGUGAAUGGUGUCGGCUUGAAGUACAGCUAGCCAGCAUAAAAAUGUUCUAUGAGCAUGAGGAUGUUAUUAUCCUGAUAUUCUUGGAAGAGAUCCCGAACUAUAAGCUAUCCAGCUACCACCGACUCAGGAAACUUGUGAAUAGGCAGACAUUUAUAACUUGGCCAGACAGUGCCCACGAGAGGCCACUCUUCUGGGCUCGUAUUAGAAACGCAUUGGGCAACAAAACUGUGGAGAAAGACAAUGCGCAGCUAAUUGUGGUUGAGUGA